GAUGUGUGGUUGGUAGAAGGCUUCUUCUGCUCUUUUGUAGAGUGGUGGCAUGAAGUUGGUAGUUUGCAGCAGCUGAAAAGCAGAAAAGAGAGACGCUUGUCACUCAGUAUACAGAAUGCCUCCACAGUCAGAACCUACACAGGUGAAACCAGAAAGCGGUGCCACUAUUCCACAGCUUUUUACCUGGGAAGAGAUUGGAACUCACUCUGGUCAGAGAUCUUCCAAGCAGGACCAAUGGCUCGUCAUCAACAGGAAGGUUUAUGAUAUCAGCAACUUCUAUCGACAGCAUCCGGGAGGAAGCCGUGUCAUCAGUCACUUUGCAGGACAGGAUGCUACGGAUGCCUUUACAGCUUUUCACAAGAAUGAAGCUUUGGUAAAGAGAUACUUGAACUCACUGGUGAUUGGAGAGCUGGCACCGGAUCAACCAUGUUGUGAGCCCAGCAAAAAUGAAUUGCUAUUAAAGGAUUUUCGAGCUCUAUAUGUUACUGUCAAGAAGAUGGGACUCAUGAAUUCCAGUUAUCUCUUCUUCACCCUCAUGUUCCUACACAUUGUUCUGUUGGACUUUGCUGCCGGGAUCAUUAUCAUCUACUUUGGAACUUCCUGGGUGCCUUUUCUUUUUAGUAUGAUGAUAUUUGCAACUGCUCAGGUCCAGUAUGGUUGGUUUCAACACGAUUUGGGGCAUAUCUCAGUCUUCCAGAACGCCAAAUGGAACCGAUGGUUUCACAUGCUUGUGAUGGGUCUUCUUCAGGGUGGACCAGCUAGCUGGUGGAACCAUAUGCACAACCAGCACCAUGCUAAACCCAACUGCUACCGCAAGGACCCCGAUCUCAAUAUGCACCCCCAUCUGUUCAGCCUAGGGAAGACACUCUCUCGGGAGCUUGGGAAAAUGAAGAAGAAAUUUUUGCCUUAUAAUCACCAGCACAAGUACUUUAGCGUGGUUGCCCCAGGUGCAAUUGUCCCUUUCUUUCAACUGAUUACAUUUUACUUCAUAUACACAAGGAAAAAAUGGUUGGAGUUUGUUUUCAUGUUGAUCUUCUAUAUCCGCAUCUCUCUCACAUAUAUUCCUUUAAUGGGAUUUAAGAGCUUCAUGGCAUACUACUGGCUGGCCAGGUUCCUGCAAGCUUGUUGGUUCAUCUGGGUCACACAAAUGAACCACAUCCCAAUGAACAUUGACUAUGACAAGAAUUUGGACUGGGUGUCUGCACAGCUGGCAGCAACGUGUAAUGUGAAGCAGUCCUGGUUCAAUGAUUGGUUUACAGGACACUUGAAUUUCCAAAUUGAACACCAUCUCUUUCCCAUGAUGCCUCGACACAACUACUGGAAGGUAGCCCCCCUGGUGAAAUCUCUCUGUGCCAAACAUGAUUUAGAUUAUCAGUGCAAGUCACUUCUCACUGCCUUUGCAGACAUUUUAAGCUGUCUAAAGGAUUCAGGAGACACUUGGCUUGAAGCCUAUUUGCAUGCAUAAGCAAAAGACUGGUCUUCAAAGGGAUAACCUUUUUCACACUGCUGCUAUCACAGAGCUCCAGCAUUUGCAAGAAAAGGAGAGGACUGGCUUUGGACUAAUCACACCAUGAAUGAAGUGCUUUCCUUUCAAUAGCUGAAACAUGAUCUAAUCACUGGUCUUUGUUGCCUAACACUAUGAUAUUAAAAAUGAGUAAGGCAGAGAAUGGACUUUGCUCUGGAAAAAGAAGCUACAUUGUGUUGGUUUAGGGAAGUUUCUAUGUGUUCCUUUCCAAAAGGAAUGAUUUGGUGGCUUCAGUUGUCUGGAAAUUAUUAAGACUCAGUGUGGUGUAGUUGUUAAAAGUGUUAAAUGAAGUUUGGGGAUACCCAAGGUUCAAAGCUCCACUUGCCUAUAAACUAACUGGAAGACUUUAGGUCAGUUAGUCUCUAUUUAUCUACAUCACAUGACUGUUGUAAAUAUUAAAUGGAAGAAGGGAGGACCAUAUAUACCAUCCUGAGCCCCUUGAAGGAAGGGUGAGAAAAAUGUAAUAU
Molecule: messenger RNA, 1992 nt
Organism: Eublepharis macularius
Lineage: Eukaryota; Metazoa; Chordata; Lepidosauria; Squamata; Eublepharidae
Product: acyl-CoA (8-3)-desaturase-like
Exons: 12
Coding region: 116-1465 (449 amino acids)
Biological process (GO): lipid metabolic process
Cellular component (GO): membrane
Molecular function (GO): oxidoreductase activity, acting on paired donors, with oxidation of a pair of donors resulting in the reduction of molecular oxygen to two molecules of water
Source: RefSeq, a predicted model, not a curated record